Molecule: messenger RNA, 675 nt
Organism: Lolium perenne
Lineage: Eukaryota; Viridiplantae; Streptophyta; Magnoliopsida; Poales; Poaceae
Source: RefSeq, a predicted model, not a curated record
AUGACGAGAGGUACACGGAGUUCAUCCAGCCUACCGGUCUUCUUGGACCACGCGUAUGAUGACGACAUCUUGGACGACCCCAUCGAGUUCGAUGAGGUUGCGCAAAGCCAGUACGAUAUGACAGCUCGACAAGGGAGAUCGACUUCUAUUGCUUCCUCUCUGAACUUCGUGCGGUCCGAGAUCCAAAAAACAGCUACAGAGUGUGAGGUUGUUUGGGAUCAGAGCCAUAGAGAUGAAAAGCCUAUCGGACCGAUGCGGCAUUUCAUUAAGAACACUGCACGGAAGUUGCGGCGGUUAGCCAAGUUGCUAGGUUGCCGCGAAGGCGAAAUUGCGGCUACAUCCUCUUCUGAAGAGGCGGAGAUUCCUGACGACACCAUUCUGAGUCAAAGCAUUAGUCGAGGCAAGAAGCAAGCCACACGGUCUGCGUACCAGUUGAAGCCGAGGGGCAAGGCUCCACACCGUUACACUCCGGAAGAUUAUGCGAACCGAGGAAAGAAGGCUGUGAUCGAGUCCGAUCAGGAGCCGCCGCGGAGAUCAUCUUUGAGGAGGAUGAGGAACGAUGAGUCGUCAUCUUCAGAGGAGCAGGAGGUGCAGCAGCAAGAAGAGCAACGGCAGCGGACGAAAAGGAUGGCCGUCCGGAAGCAGCCCGUGAGGAGGGGACGUCGAGGAGGAUAG